AUGUCUAACGAAGGCGGAGAUCUCAAUCAAAUGGCCAAGGACGGCACUAGCAUUCCCGGUGAUGCUGGAAAACAGAACACGAUCCCAUCAGUGCCCAACCCGGCCCAAAAAUCACAAGAUGCUUCCGGCGGAAUCGGCGCGGCCUAUCUACACAGCGCGGCAGAUAACCCUAUCGGCAUAAACAAAGACGCGGACGACAAUGCGGUUACGGCGAGCGGACAUGCUGUACCCCAAUCGACGGCCGCCAAGCACAGCGGUAGCGGUGGCAAAGAACGGGAACCCAAGAGGUUUCAGUAG
Molecule: messenger RNA, 297 nt
Organism: Daldinia vernicosa
Lineage: Eukaryota; Fungi; Ascomycota; Sordariomycetes; Xylariales; Hypoxylaceae
Exons: 2
Coding region: 1-297 (98 amino acids)
Source: RefSeq, a predicted model, not a curated record